Molecule: messenger RNA, 3511 nt
Organism: Saccostrea cuccullata (small rock oyster)
Lineage: Eukaryota; Metazoa; Mollusca; Bivalvia; Ostreida; Ostreidae
Product: serine/threonine-protein kinase H1 homolog
Exons: 2
Coding region: 330-1562 (410 amino acids)
Biological process (GO): protein phosphorylation
Molecular function (GO): ATP binding; protein kinase activity
Source: RefSeq, a predicted model, not a curated record
AUCCAAAACAGCGAAAUUUUCAUUUGUUAGAGUGGUGUUCAUUUUUUAACUUAAGGGGAUAUUUAAAUAUUUUAUGGAAGCACUUUGUAUUUAUCACGAAAGAUAUUGAAAUGGAUCGAUAAAAGCGACUCGUGAAAAUUGGUUUCUUUGGCGUGGAGCUCACAGAAAAGUAGUGCUGAGGCCGAAAUCUGAAAAAUAUGGUGGAUUUAAUGGAACCAAUGUGGAUUCUAAUAACGUAACAGCAAAUCUCUUUUCCUCCCUUGAUUCGCACAAAUGGUCCCCUCAAAUUUCCCCGAGGGGAUGUCGAACUUAAAUAUUUUCGAUUUGUGAUGGGUUGUAUGAGUUCCAAAUUGGUGCCUGAGGGCCCGGGGAAUCAAUCCGUCGUACAGGUCUAUAACAAUGAGCGCAACAGAGAAUACAAUCAUCGAAAUCCACAUCAGAAGCAUUCUAAGGAUGCAAGGGACUCCGUCGGGCCACCGACGGACGGACAAAACGGACAGAGGAAUAACCGAAAAGUGAAAAAGUACCGUGAUAAGUUUGAUCCACGAGUGACGGCAAAAUAUGAUAUAAAGGCAUUAAUUGGAAGAGGCAACUUCAGCAAAGUUGUCCGAGUUGAACACAGGGUGUCCAAGCAGCCUUAUGCAAUAAAAAUGCUGGACAGAGUGCAAGGGAGGGAAGUUUUCGAAUCGGAGGUAGCGGUCCUUCGGAGAGUGAAACACAAUUACAUAAUUCAGUUAAUUGAGGUUUUCGAAACGAAGGAUAAAGUGUAUAUGGUUAUGGAAUUAGCAACUGGUGGAGAAUUAUUUGACCGUAUUAUUGCGAAAGGUUCCUUCAGUGAGAAGGAUGCUACCAGGGUACUGACCAUGGUCUUAGAUGGUGUGAAAUACUUGCACGGAUUAGGAAUUACUCACAGAGAUUUGAAACCUGAAAAUUUACUCUAUUAUCAUCCGGGUCAUGAUUCCAAAAUUAUGAUCACUGAUUUCGGUUUGAGUGCCACGAAAAAAGGAGCGGAUCAAUUCAUGAGAACCACAUGUGGCACACCCGAAUACAUUGCACCCGAAAUUAUUGCCAGGAAACCUUAUACAUGCCAAGUGGACAUGUGGGCCGUCGGUGUGAUAACAUACAUUCUACUUAGUGGUACUAUGCCAUUUGACGAUGAAAACAAAACAAGAUUAUAUCGUCUCAUCCUCAAAGCAAAAUACAGCUAUGCCGGGGAGCACUGGAAGGAUGUGACACCAUAUGCUAAAGAAUUUAUCGAUAGACUUCUUGUUGUCGAUCCAGAACACAGGAUGACGUCAGAGGAAUCCCUAAAACACCAAUGGCUAACGAAUGCUAAUGCUGCCGGCAGCAAAAAUCUCCACCGUACGAUUAGCCAAAAUCUCAUUCAUCGUCAGUCUAUCCGAAGCUCCAAGAGUGCCAAGUCGACCCGCUCUACAAAGAGCAACAAAUCAAACCGUUCAGGAAGAUCCCUUCGAUCCGAGCAUCGCCGAGUUAUGCCGGAAGAAAUCGACGAGCUACUCCGGGACCCGGAUGUGCAGGCAGACUUGAUGUCCAUUGGUUGAAAAUGAGGAUAUUUUACUUGAAAAAUUAUUAUUUCUUCACAAAAUCAGGGUCAGUUUCACACCAUCUAGGAUUAUCACUAAAGUUUCAUGGUGCUUUGUAAUCAUUUCACUUGUUCUAAGAAAAUCGCCGCCAUUUUAAAAGUUUAAAUAAUGAAGGUAAUGGCGAGGGCCAUCGGUCUUAUUUCGAAGCAUCUGGGUGUGAAGAUUCAGUACCCUUCUAGGUGUCUGAUGCAUUAGUGCCAAACACAAACCAAUCUACUGUGAUAUGGUCUUUUAAUUCAAUUUUAAACUCCAUUUGAGUUGAUUAAUACUACUAAUAUAUAUAUAUAUAGAGAGAGAGAGUACUCCAAUCUCAAAAGCUCGUAGCAGUGAUUAAACAAUCCAAUGAGAUUAACACAAAGCUUUUCAUCUUUGGCAGAUGAAUUUUGGUAAUACAACUGAUAAUCCGAUUUGUUUUUAUAUACUUACCCGAUCAAAUGAAUUUCUUCAAACAAUUCUAAAAAUAGUUCAUAUCAAGUACAUUGCAUAUUAUAUUACAUUACACUGUAAAUUUCCUCCCACCAAUCUAGUCACGUGAUUAAGUACAUUUGUUUUCCUUUAAUUACAUUUCCUUUUUACAUUAUCGUAUUGCACUUUAAAUAUAAAAGUAAGGGAAUGAAGUUAAAGGAAAAUGCGUACAGUACUUAUGUUAAUUGUAUAUAUGUAAAUUUCCGUUGAAUUAAAGAUAUUUUUUGCAUUUAUGUUUUUAUAUUUAACAUGUUAAAGAGCCAGGGAUUUUUACAUGAAAAAAAAAAUUAAGACAGAGCGUCACAGUUUUUUGUACUUUCAUUCAUGUCCAUAUACAUGUAGUUUCAUAUAUAUAUGUUGAAUGUAGAAUUCUGAAAAGAAUAGUUUCAUCUGUUAAAGAAUGGCAAAUUGAUAUUUAUUGAAAGUUAACAUUUAUUUUUGCAACCUAAACUCUGCUGAUGACAUUUGUAUAAGAAAUAUCUGUUUGUUGUUCACUUUAAGAACAUUUUAGUGUAUCAUAAGUGAAUUUUGCCAAACUGACGGGUGUAAUACAUUAUAUUCUAACAAAUAUAUCGACUGCUGAUCUGUUUUCUUUAGUUAAUUAAGUGCUAUUAUUUUUUUCCUUGUUGAUGUUUUGUUAAAACAGCAAAAUUGUUAAUACCUUUCUUUGUUUAACUCUUAUUGUGCCAUUUCAAAGAAACUUCAGAUACGACUGUGAAAAGGUUUUCAAAAAUAUGAUUUUGAAAUUUCUGAUUUAAGAAGUUAUGUUUUGUUUAAAAGUGCUUCUAAACUGCUAAACUUGACAUGUUUUGUGAAAAACCGUUUUUAAUUUGUUAUAAAAAGAAUUCAUGGUUUAUGUGAAUUUUGUAUUGCAUACACAAAAUGUGGUUGUUUAUUUUUAUUCCUCACUUUGUAGCAUAGCUUAAUAUAUGUACUACAUAAUUAUGUUACAAUAUUUUAUCAGUUGUUAUUUAAAACCAAGUAUUACGAUUUUUUUAAAAAAAUUUUUUAGUCUUUUUAUUUACCGUAAUGUGCCUUGAAGAUUUUGUUAUGAGUUUGAGGCUAACCGUCCAAAGUGGAAAUUUUAACUUUUACAUUUGUUUUGCCUGUAGAGUCACAGAAAACCGUCCUUGGAUUUAUUACAUGGCACAUGUGAUAAAGCCAUUAUUUACCGAAUAAUUUACCAUUAAUGGAAACUUUUAAUGUGCAAAUGGUAUUUGAAAAAAAGUUUUCUCGGCAAUAAUAGAUCUGUGAUUUUUAUAAAAUAUGCUAUAGAAAAUAUAUUGUGUUAAUAUCUCAUUUUCCAUUAUCAAUCUGAUGCCACAAUGUAGUCUACAGUAAUGGCUGCGAUGUGACAUGAAUUUGUUAACACGUGAUAAAAAUGUCAUCUUCUAUCUCAGUAGAUGUUAUAAACUUAAUAAAAUUGAUAUUAAUGAUUAAAA